UAUUUAAACUGGAGGCCCGGUCCUUUGUUCUGUCUCCUGAUUCUGCACCUCUGAUUGAAGACAUGGCUGCCACCCUCUGUGUAACUGUCCAUUCUGAGGCAUGGAGACCAUGGACCUUCACUGCCCAUCUGGGAGACAGAGUAAAUAAGAUCAAUGAACAUGUCCGAUCUAAGACCAAGGUUCCCGUGCAAGAUCAGGUCCUCCAGCUUGGCUCAAAGACCCUAAAGCCACAGAGAACUCUGUCAUCGUAUGGCAUCGACAAGGAGACAACCAUCCACCUCACCCUAAAGGUGGUGAAGCCCAGUGAUGAGGAGCUGCCCUUGGUUUUGGUGGAGCCUGGUGAUGACGGGCAGAGGCACGAGCUCAAGGUGCGAAGGUCCAGCUCAGUGACCCAGGUGAAGGAGAUGAUCAAGAUGAAGACCGCUAUACCCCCUAAGGAGCAGAUUGUGAACUGCAACGGAAAGAAACUGGAAGAUGGGAAGAUCAUGGGAGAUUAUGGCAUCCAAAAGGGCCAUUUACUCUUCAUGACAUACCCCUGCAUUGGUGGGUGACCAUCCUGCAGAUGGAGUGAUAGGAGAAGCAAAAGAUUUGGGAAGGACUGGGGACGAAUUCUGGAAUAUGUCUAAACUAUUGAUUCCUUCAUUCUAGCAUGAUUGAAUAAUUGGCCAAAUUGCAUAUAUUUGAUAUGUUAGAAUACAUUAGAAUUUCAAGGCCUAUUAGAGAUGACAUUCAAAACCAGUUGCGUUUCAUCCUGUCUUAGUUUUGUCUGAUUCAUAGAAAAACUCCUAUUUCCUUUCCCAAUCAACAAGAUAGAACACUAUAAGCUGUGAUCCGUGUUCUUCUCAUUAGUGUGUUGCAUCUAUAUUUAGCUCAGUGUUCCUUCUCGCAUAUGAUUCAAUAAUCAUUGAAUCAAACUGACACUCUGCCUGUAGACAAGAGUGAAAUGACUUAUGAAGUGAUUUAUUUACUGUGACAUAAUGUUAAUAAAU
Molecule: messenger RNA, 989 nt
Organism: Budorcas taxicolor (takin)
Lineage: Eukaryota; Metazoa; Chordata; Mammalia; Artiodactyla; Bovidae
Product: ubiquitin D-like
Exons: 2
Coding region: 63-551 (162 amino acids)
Biological process (GO): positive regulation of canonical NF-kappaB signal transduction; protein ubiquitination; positive regulation of apoptotic process
Cellular component (GO): nucleus
Molecular function (GO): protein binding; proteasome binding
Source: RefSeq, a predicted model, not a curated record